Penicillium griseofulvum is the source of this 1230-nucleotide messenger RNA. RefSeq names its product trypacidin cluster transcriptional coactivator tpcD (gene tpcD). The transcript has 3 exons. Lineage: Eukaryota; Fungi; Ascomycota; Eurotiomycetes; Eurotiales; Aspergillaceae. Gene Ontology annotation, molecular function: methyltransferase activity. The record is from RefSeq and is a predicted model, not a curated record. Bases 1 to 1230 code for a protein of 409 amino acids.
AUGGAAAAACUCGAGGGAUACGCCAGUCAACUCUCCAAUGCAGCCCAAGCCCUAACCUCCUACUAUCGCCUUUUCCAUACCCAAGCCUCCCUCUUUACAAAAGCGCGAACAGAAAUACAACAGUCGCGACAGCUAAUUCUCUCUAAUCUGACCCAGAUUCAAAUCCUCCUCAACGAACCGGGGGCCUUUAUCCAGCAGCUAGCGACGCAGAAUCAAUAUCUCGCCUGUAUUCACUGGCUUGGCGAGUUCCAAGUCUUAGCCUGUAUCCCUCUCUCCCACAGUGUCCCCUUCGAAGAUGUGGCCGAACUAGCCGGGAUUCCGGAGUCACAUCUGCGUCGGGUGGUCCGCAUGGUAGCGACGACGGGAUUCCUGCACGAGCCGGAACCAGGCCAUGUCGCGCAUAGUACUCUGUCAGCUCACUUUGUGACACGACCGUCAUACCUUGAUGCAGCCAUGUUUCUCGCCGAGAUGGCCGCCCCGGCUGCCCUACAGAUGCCCGCUACCAGUCGGGACCCCGUCUCCGCCUCUUUAUUAAUGACUACGGCGUCAGCACAGCAGCCCAAGGUCCAGCGGCAAUCGUCUGCCUACCUGCAGUACGGGCUAGGCCACACGGAUGUUAAUGCAUUAGAGCCGCUUGAUCAAUUUGACUGGGCGGGAUUAGGAGGUGCGACUGUGGUGACGUCCGGAACAUACGCGAUUCCAGCCAUUCGUAGUCUGGCAAAUCAAUUUCCGAACCUCCUCCGCCUCAUCGUCCAGACCGACGGCGACGUAGGACCCGAUAGAGUCUGUCCACGCAUAACACUCCAGAAUCGAACUCAGGGCACCUUACAGAAUGUCCACGAUGCGGAUGUCUACGUUAUAGGACUGCCAUCUCCCUCACCCACACUCCCUGUUUUGACAAUCCUCGAUCAGAUGGCAUCUGAGCUCCGCGCCCACCUACCUGUAGCGCGGGCGUCCCGACGUCCGGCGAUCUUAAUGCUCGUGCCUCGCUUGAUAUAUGACCACGGCUCCACGGCGGAGUCAACUGGCGAGCUCGUAGCUCGGUUGCACGACCUGUCGCUUCUACAGCUCGCCAAUGAGCGGGCGAUGGAGAUGGCAGAGCUGAUUCAGAUCGUCAACAGCAUCGGGGAUGGUACUGGCCGUCUAGGGGUUGUACGGCGGAUGGGCACCCCUCACAUGGCGGGUGUAUUGUUGGAGGUUCGAUAUCAUGCUUACAGUACUGAUCGGUAA